AUGACUGUAAGAAUCGGGACGGACGAGAAAACUAAAGUGAUCGAAGAUGUUCAAAGACCAACAAGUUUAGAGAAUGAAAUAUUAGAUUUUGAUGGUAGAAUUCCAAAAGUUUCACGACCACAUGGAAAUGCAUUCAAGAAUUUAUCUAUUGUUAAAUCUGAAAGUUACAAACCAACAAUAUUUGAACUUCGUAAAGAAUAUUGGGCUAAAAAAAGAAUUAUACUUAAUGUCGGAGGAAUAAAGUAUGAAACUUAUCGUUCGACAUUAAUAGCAUUUCCCGAAACAUUACUUGGCACAAUGUUUCAAGAAAGGAAUAAUGAAUUAUUGAAUUCAACAAAUAACAAUAAUGAAAGUAAUAAAGACGAAUAUUUUUUUGACAGGAACGGCAAAGCUUUUCAUUAUAUUAUGGAAUGGUAUCGUAAUGGUGGCGAAAUAAUUUGGCAUAAUCACGAUGGAGCAACGGUAGCAACAGAAGAAGGAAAAAAUGAUGAUGAAUUUGAGAUUUCAGGAUAUGGAAUUAUUAAUAAUUAUUUAUCAUCAAUAAUUGGAUUAUUAUUAGGAGGAGAUGAGAAUAAUGACAACGAAGAUAAUAAAAAUAGUAACAAUAAAUCAAUUGAUGAAAUUCUUAUGGUUCGUAGUGAUGAUUUAACACCUGUUGAAGAAAAAUACAUUCAAUUAAAUGUCUACUUGAAUUAUGAUUAUGAUAAAAUUUUUGAAAAUAUCAAGAAAUUUAGCUUAGAUUAA
This is a messenger RNA of Entrophospora sp. SA101, 744 nucleotides long. The record is from the annotation of a GenBank genome assembly. Lineage: Eukaryota; Fungi; Glomeromycota; Glomeromycetes; Entrophosporales; Entrophosporaceae.